Botrytis sinoallii is the source of this 1479-nucleotide messenger RNA. RefSeq lists its product as uncharacterized. The record is from RefSeq and is a predicted model, not a curated record. The coding region runs from base 1 to 1479 and encodes 492 amino acids. Gene Ontology annotation, molecular function: aldehyde dehydrogenase (NAD+) activity. Lineage: Eukaryota; Fungi; Ascomycota; Leotiomycetes; Helotiales; Sclerotiniaceae. The transcript is spliced from 3 exons.
AUGACGUUAAAUGAUACAGAGAAGAGAAUGGAUUUUGUGACAUUUCAAAACACAAUUGAUGGAAAAUUGUGCGCAACAACACAAAGUAGAUAUGGCAUCAAUCCAGCUACUGGCGAGCCCAAUCCUACAGUUCCACUCUCCACCAUCACGGAACUUGAUGAAGCUGUGCGUGCAGCGAAGAUAGCUCAAAAGUCCUGGGCUCGUACCUCUAUUACUGAGCGUCGCGCUAUCAUCCUCGCCUUCGCUGAUGCAUUCGCAUCCUACGAAUCGGAAUUCGUUGAUCUGGUCAUCAUGGAACAAGGAAAGGCAAAAUUCCUCGCUCAUGAUGAGUUUGCUCGCGGUUUGGCCAUGAUUCGAGAAACCACCGAGCUCUUGCUUACCGAAGAAGUCGUCGAAGAGACCGAUACCAUGAUCGCAAGUGUGAGAUAUGUCCCCAUUGGAGUAACGUGUGGAAUCGUACCUUGGAACUACCCAAUUCUGCUGGCGAUGGGAAAGCUAGUGCCUUCGGUGUGGGCCGGGAAUGCAAUUAUCAUGAAGCCUAGUCCUGAUACACCAUAUUGUGGGCUUAAGAUUGUGGAACUUGCAAACAAGUUCUUCCCGCCAGGAGUAGUGCAGGCCUUGAGUGGUGGGCACGAAUUCGGACCCAUGUGUACCAUUCAUCCUGGGAUUGACAAGAUUGCGUUUACUGGGAGCAUCGCAACGGGUAAAAAGGUUAUGGAGAGUUGUUCUAAAACACUGAAGCGAGUUACCUUGGAAUUAGGUGGAAAUGACUCGUGUAUUAUAUGUGAGGAUGUCGAUAUCGCAAGUGUGGUUCCCCAGGUCGCCCAUCUCGCAUUGCUGAACUCUGGACAAAUUUGCAUGGACAUAAAGCGUCUUUACGUCCAUGCAGACAUUUACGACGAGUUCAUGUCAGCUCUCGUAGCUUAUAUUCCCAAACUAAAAGUUGGACCUGGGGCUGAUUCUACAAGCUGGGUGGGCCCAUUGCAAAGCAAAGCGCAAAUGGACACCGUCCAGACUUUCUACGAUGACAUCGCAAAGAAUGGACUUAAAGUCGCACUUGGGGGUUCAAAUGACAGCAUUAAAUCGAACGACACAUUGAGCAAAGGUUAUUUUGUCAAUCCAACCAUCAUCGAUAAUCCACCCGACACCGAAAGAAUCGUGCAACUCGAGCCCUUCGGUCCCAUUUUCCCUGUUCUCAAAUGGAGCGGUUCAGAUGAGGAUAUUGUAGACAGAGUCAAUGAUACCAAUACAGGACUGGGGUCCUCGGUCUGGAGCAAAGAUAUCAAGAGAGCCGAGAAGAUGGCUCGGGAAUUACAAGCUGGAAGUGUGUGGGUGAAUGCUCAUUUUUAUCUUAGCGCGAAAGUUCCGUUUGGGGGAUUCAAGAACAGCGGGAUUGGAAUGACAUGGGGAUUAGUGGGAUUGAAGCAUUGGUGUAAUGCACAGAGUGUCUGGUUGCCGAAGGAGAAGGCUAAGAUUUAA